Messenger RNA from Clonostachys solani, 1560 nucleotides. The record is from the annotation of a GenBank genome assembly. NCBI's taxonomy places the organism in Eukaryota, Fungi, Ascomycota, Sordariomycetes, Hypocreales, Bionectriaceae.
AUGAUUUCCAUAAAGCAAAUAUGUCUUUUUGCUGCGCUUUUACUGAAUUCUUCUGAGAGGGUUGCCUGUAUCUCGCGAGACGAGGAAGACCUUGUUCUUCGCUCACACAUCGACAGCACUGGCCAUGGCGGGAAUCUCCCUCGACUCCGUGAUAUCGAUCCUUCUGAGCUCGACCCUCGCGACGAAGACGAUGCUAUUUUAUCUUCGCGCGACGAUCUACAAAGUACCCUGCUAGGUAUUCGCGAGUAUGGAGAUGCUACUCUCAGCGCCCGCGCCGCCAAGAAGAACGCUGCUGUUGCCAAAAAGAAUCCUACCCCCAGGAAGAGUGCUUCUUCUGUCAAAAAGAACCCUGCCCCUAAAAAGAAUACACCAGCAACCAGAAAGAAACCUGAACCAAAGAAGAAUACUUCUGCUGCCAAAAAGAAACCUGCCCCUAAGAAGAAUGCUGGACCCAAGAAGAAUAAGCCAGCUGCCAAAAAGAUUCCCGGUCCUAAGAAGAAUAAACCUGCCGCUGGAAAGAAUUCUGGUCCGAAGAAGAACGCCAGUGCGAAGAAAAAUUCCAGCCCUAAGACGAAGAAACUCGCUGGUAAAAAGAAUGCUGGUGCUAAGAAGACCCCUGGUCCAAAGAAGAACGUUGGUAUAAAGAAAAAGCCUAGCACCCAGACGAAGAAACCUGCUGGUAAAAAGAACGCCGGCCCCAAGAAGAACAGGCCCACUAGCAAAAAGAAUGCUGGCCCGAAAAAGAACACACCUUCAGUCAAAAAGAAUCAGGGUACUAAGAAGAACAACCAUGUUGGUAAAAAGAGCGCUGGUUCUAAGAAAACCCUUGCCGCCAAACAUAAUUCCAGCCCCAAGAAGAACAGUCCUGGCGGUAAAAAGAACCCAGCUACCAAAAAGAAGCCAACAGCCAAGAAGAAUACAGGUUCCAAGAAAACUCCCGGUUCUAAAAAGAACACUGCAAAGAAAGGUGCUCCCAACCAGAAAAGCGCAAAAAAUAAGACUGCCCAAAAGAAAAGUCCUGCUGGGAAGAGCCUUCCCAAGAAUGCUCCCAAGACCAAAGCCUCCAAGGAGAACGCUGCUCAGAAGAAGCCUUCUGAUGCCGCAGCUAACUGCCGCCGCAGUGGCAAUGGCGCAACGUGUUCAACCAGCCCAGUGGCCGGUGCAGCAGCAGCAAACAACCAGCAGGAAGAUAAGAUCCAACGGCAGAAAGCUAUAGCGGUGUUGAAGGAGGGUACGGCACGGAGGGAGGGGGAUCGCCAAAAGAAGGAAGAUGAGCAGAAAGCAAAUGCGAUGAGGCUCGCCAAGGAGGCGGCACAAAAGGCUGCUGAUGUGGCAAAAGUGGGUGGUAUAACAGAGAAGGAUCGAGACGAAAUCUUGGAGCAUCGGAAGCAGACUUUAGCAAAGCUAGAAGGGUCGAAGAGUGAGCACCGGAAAGACCUCAUUAGUAAGUUGAAGAAUGCCGCGUCGUCGCGGAUGAAACAGACUGGGGAAAGGCAGAGGCUAGUUGACGUAGUGAAGGAUGCCACGGCACGGCGGAAGGAUGCUCAACACAAGGCCUGA